Molecule: messenger RNA, 321 nt
Organism: Salpingoeca rosetta
Lineage: Eukaryota; Choanoflagellata; Craspedida; Salpingoecidae
Exons: 2
Coding region: 1-321 (106 amino acids)
Molecular function (GO): protein binding
Source: RefSeq, a predicted model, not a curated record
AUGGAUCGUUCGGACAUUGAUGCGCUGGUGCUGGACUAUCUUGUCCAUGAAGGGUACAAGACAGCUGCAGAGAAGAUGGUUGAGGAAGCCUCAUUAUCGCCGCCCACAGAGCUCGACCAUGUGGAUGACCGCAUGAAGAAACAACGGCAAGACGUCAAGUUGACGCGCGUGCUGAAGCUGCUCAUGUGGUUGGAGAAGCAGCUGGCAACCAAGCUUGAAGUGGAAACGCUUGACUGGAUGGGGCCCAGCAAGCCAUCAUCGGCCUCCUCGGCAUCCCCACAGACAAAGCCAGACAACGGCGACAGCAAACCAACAUCGUAG